AUGUCAUGUCGUAGCACGCGAGCUCGAGCAGCCAAAAUUGUGCUAGAAGAGCCCUUGGAACAGACCAGGAAGAUUACCGAUGUGUUCAAGGUCACAAGAGGAAGAGGAAGAACACAGAAAAAGCUUCACGGCGAUGAGACUCGCGUCGAUACAAAGCCCCUCCUGGCAUCGGGAUUUAUUCAGCAGGAAUUGACUGAAGGCGUUUGUUCAUCAGCAAAAGCGGAAACUAUAUGUUCACCCCCAAAGAGAGCGAAGAAGUGUACCGAUCACACACAACGAAGCGCUAGAAAAAUUCUUUUCGCCACUGACGACAACAAAAAAAGUUCGCCAAAAAAGGAAAUGGUUGUUGAGGUCAGCCAAACGGAUGUACUGGUUUCAUCGACUGCGACAGUAGAAAUGACAACUAGAACCAAUGUCUCCGCAACAGUGAAAUCAGAGACGUCGAGAGAAACCGAAUCGUGCGUCGUUGUAUCUCCUGCUAAAGAUUCGUUGAUUUCUAGGGCCGAAGAGCUGAGCGAGAGGCUCACAUCGAAGGCUGCCCAAAUCAAAGCACGUGCUCGCAUACGAAGUGUUGCGGAACUUCAAGCAGUGCUGGCCCAAAAAGGCGCUGUCAAAGCAGUUCAUGAACAGGCACAGCGGAUCAAGAGCCAAAAGGUGGAGGAACACGCCAAGAUCCUCAAAUCACCAGUGAAGUCUGUACCAAAAGGGUCAGCGCGAGGAGAAUUAACAACUAAGGCAAAGUUCAGCUCACCACAAAAGCGUUUGGAACCGUCGACCUCUGUUGUGCCUGAUUUCAUUCUUCCCACGCAUAAAACACCUGCCAAAGCGUCUCUGGACGAAUUUGAGCUGAAUGAAACGAGGUAUUCAGUGUGCUGCAUGUCUUUGAGUACGGGAAAAGCUUCACGACUCAUUGAGGAAGUCAAGAAAAACUCCACUCUUCCUCUGCCUAAGCAGUACGAGCGCCUGCACGACACCUUCCAGUCGUGUGAUAGGGUUGUCUCCAUAUUCACCAACCAAGGAAGGCGAUGUGCCGUUCUAGAGAUUCAGAAGAAUGUCGAGAAGAAUACACAACUGAGCUUUACACGUAAACAUCUGGCUCAAAUCAUCCAUGUCUACCCAACUUCGUAUGAUGUUCGUCUAGACAAGCGGCGAAAAGCAUUUGGUGGUGAUGCGGAGUCAUAUGGGAAGAAAGAGCUCAUCAUGACGGCAAAUCUAGUGGAUGAUUUGACGGGAUUUAUGCUGCCUGAUACUCCAGUAAAGUGUGAUGAUCAACCACUUCCCUCAGUCACACCGAGUAAAUUAAUGUCUCCUCGAAAGAAAGUGGUAACGGCACUUCCCAGAGAUCCAGUGCUAGACACUAGGCCUCGUCUUGAAGGUUGGCGUAUGACUUGUAGAAGUCAUGUGUUCAGGCAUAAGCUGGUGGAAAUUGCGAAGAAGUUUCAUCGAAAAUUCUUGGAACGCAUAGGAUUCACUCUGAAAGAUGCCGAACUCGCGCGAUUACGCCGCUUUCAUCCUAAGUUUGAUAUUGAGCAAGAAUGUGAAGAACUGGAACAGGCUAAACUCCCUGAAGAUGAACAUGACGCAAGUGAGCAGCACUUCGAAAUGAAGGAUUACUUUGCAAUGGUCGACACUAGCGUACCACUCCCAAAAGCGGUUUCGGCUGCGCUUGAAGAUUUGAAGAGUCCGGUGAAGAAACUUAUCAGCUCUAAUUCGGCAGUACCUCUCUCACCGCGUCAAUUUGCUGAAAAACAAGCCUCAAAACCGAAAGGAUCGAUGUCUCUGCUCGAAAGGAUUCGUGCGAAAGAAGCUGAAAGGAAAGCUGCCGAAAAGCUAAGAGAUCCUGUGAUAGAAAGAAAAAUAGAACUGCUCCAGCGCAUUCUACAUGGCCUCUUGCGAUGUAUCACAACGUACUUUGCAUUCAAGAAAGUUCGUUCAAUGGACUUGAGGACGCUGUCUGAACAGGUCGCAAGGAGCCAGUCGUCUAUGAAUCGUGAUUUGCUGAUGGAACAUCUCACGAUACUCUGUGAGGUUGCGCCGAGUUAUCUGGCGUUCACGGAAUUAGGUGGUAAGAAGUAUCUUCAGUUGAAGGAGAACAACUACAAUGCCAUCGAGAAAGUAGUAGAAGAAGAGGUGGCACGUCUACGGUCCUCCUUGCCAUCCGUGACGCAACUUCAACAAGGGGUUCCUGUGGAGAACGCGGUAAAGAAGGCUGCUGUUAGAGCUCUUUUUUAG
This is a messenger RNA of Cooperia oncophora, 2232 nucleotides long. The record is from the annotation of a GenBank genome assembly. NCBI's taxonomy places the organism in Eukaryota, Metazoa, Nematoda, Chromadorea, Rhabditida, Trichostrongylidae.